AUGCUAUCCUUCGUGCUCUACGGGCUACUAGCCACUACUGGCAGUAAUGCAGCCGAGAUCCGAAGACGACAAGAGCUCGCUCUGGCAGCUCCAAGGGUAAUCGUUCAGGCACAGGGUCAGUUACCCCAGAUGCAAAAACCGCCAAUGCCAUCUGCAGGUUUACCUUCGCCUCAAGGAACCUAUUAUACACGACCACCAGGACCAAUACCAUCUGCACCAAUACCGUCAAACGGUCCCGUUCCCCCGAUUCCUAACCAAAAUCUGGUGAUUCCGGGACCUCAACCGGGGGCCCAACCGGGACCUGGAUCUGCUACUACAUCCGAUGCAGAGGCUCCUGGAGACAAUUCAUCAGGUGAUGAUGAUCCACUUAUUGGCAGCGAUGGUACAGUUCUACCUGGCGGUACAAAAAAAGACGACACUAAUACACCAUUCGCCCUUCUUGGUCCAAAAGACACUCCAGGUCCAAAUUCCUGGGCCGAGGUCCUUCCAAACCUCAAUUUAGGGUCAGAUGACCACACCCCAGAAAAUACAGCUGGCGGUCCGGUAACAGCGGCGGUUGAAAGCAGUACUAAUACAGCCGCCGGAAUUCUCACGGAUGAUCAAAAACAAGAUCUCCUCGAUCACAUAAGUCCCGAGGAAUUCGAACAAUCGACACCAGACUUCCAGGAACUCGUGCUGGUCGCUGCACAAGACAAGCUAAUGGAUUCGGAAGCAAAGAUAGAAGAUGUAGCCGAGCCUGGAUCAGACCCUGAACCGGUCACUUCAUUAACUCAGGAGACAUAUACCGAAAUCCAAGAUAUCGGGCAAAAUCUCACCGGGACGUCAGCAGAUUUGAGUCAGGCUAUACGCGGACUUAUCGGUAUAAGCUUGGAUGAAUUAAGAAAUAAUGCCACAUCGGAUGUUCCGGGUCCCGGUAUGACGGAUGCGAACGGGAAUUCGGGAUCACAGUUGAAGAAGAGAUGGGUUUCGGCGGUUCUUGGUGCUUUGGGUGCGCUUAUCGAGAUUUCAAAACUUGCUGAUAAGGUCCUCGACGAAGGGAUCUCUCUCUGGAAGAAGAUUAAGGCUGCACGAGGAUAA
Messenger RNA from Orbilia oligospora ATCC 24927, 1077 nucleotides. RefSeq lists its product as uncharacterized. The record is from RefSeq and is a predicted model, not a curated record. NCBI's taxonomy places the organism in Eukaryota, Fungi, Ascomycota, Orbiliomycetes, Orbiliales, Orbiliaceae. The transcript has a single exon. Bases 1 to 1077 code for a protein of 358 amino acids.